AUGUACAUCAAGUCAAUUAUUCUUGAAGGAUUUAAAUCCUAUGCUGAGAGGACGGAAAUUCGUGACUUUGACCCAUUAUUCAAUGCCAUUACUGGCUUGAAUGGUAGUGGCAAGUCUAAUAUCUUGGACUCGAUCUGUUUCCUUCUGGGAAUUUCCAAUUUGUCACAGGUGCGAGCUUCCAGUAUGCAGGACCUUGUUUAUAAAAAUGGGCAAGCUGGAGUUAAUAAAGCAACUGUGUCUAUUACCUUUGAUAACUCUGACAAGAGAGUAAGUCCUCUGGGAUUUGACUCUUGUGAUGAAAUCACCAUCACUAGGCAGGUUAUUGCUGGAGGUAGAAAUAAGUAUCUUAUCAAUGGUAUGAACACUACCAACUCUCGUGUGCAGGAUAUCUUCUGUUCUGUUGGGCUCAAUGUCAAUAACCCUCACUUCCUUAUUAUGCAGGGACGAAUUACCAAAAUUUUAAAUAUGAAGCCACCAGAGAUUUUAGCUAUGAUUGAAGAAGCAGCUGGCACUAGGAUGUAUGAAAGCAAGAAAAUAGCAGCCCAGAAAACCAUAGAGAAAAAGGAAGCCAAACUGAAAGAGAUUCAAACGAUCUUAAGUGAAGAGAUCACUCCAACUUUACAGAAACUGAAAGAGGAACGAUCAUGCUACCUGGAAUACCAAAAAGUAGUUCGAGCAGUAGAACAUUUAAGCCGUCUCUGUAUAGCUUACCAGUUUUUUGUGGCUGAAAAGACACAGCAGACUUCUGCUGAAGUAUCAAUGGAAAUGCAGGAUAAUAUAACGAAAUUUCAGGAGUCCAUUGCUGAAAGUGAAAAGAAGGUGAAACAGCUUAAUGAAGAAAUAGCAGAGAUGGAAAAGGAAAGGGAUAAGGAAGUUAGUGGUAUGCUCCGUUCACUGGAAAGUGCUUUUACAGAAAAUCAAAGAGUUAAUACUAAAGCACAAAGUGCCCUUGAUCUCAAGAAGCAAAACUUGAAAAGUGAAGUGGAAAAGUAUGAAGAACUGGUAAAAAGUAUGCAGGAGGAUUCUGAAGCAUUAGUGUCAAAGGAGAAAGAAGUCAAGAAUAAAGAGGGUGAGCUAACUGCUUUACAGGAAGCAAAGGAUAAAGAUGCAGAUGCUUUAGCUGCAGCACAACAGCAUUUUAAUGCGGUGUCUGCUGGCUUGUCCAGCAAUGGUGAUGGGGCAGCAGCCACUCUUGCUGAGCAGAUGAUGACCUGCAAAAAUGAAAUCAGCCAAGCAGUCACAGAGGCUAAGCAGGCCCAAAUGAAGUUGAAUUAUGCACGACAAGAAUUAAAGAAUAAGCAAGCUGAAGUUAAAAAGAUGGAUGGAGGCUACAAGAAAGAUCAAGAAGCACUUGAAGCUAUCAGAAAAACGAAAGAAAAACUAGAGCACGAAAUGAAGAAGCUGAACUAUGAAGAAGAGAAAGAAGCAACCCUUUUAGCAAAAAAGAAGGCAUUGAGUCAUGACAUCAUCCAGCUGAGAGAACUGUAUGAAGGCUUAAUGGCAAAGUUUCCUCAGCUACACUUUGAAUACAAGGAUCCAGAAGAAAAUUGGGAUGCAAACAGCGUGAAAGGUCUUGUUGGAUAUCUUAUCAAUCUGAAAGAUCUGUCCAAAGCAAAAGCCCUAGAAGCAGUGGCUGGAAGGAAACUCUAUCACAUUGUUGUGGACACAGAGGUUACUGGCAAAAAGCUUUUAGAAAAGGGUCAACUAAAGCAUCGAUACACCAUCAUCCCACUAAACAAGAUUGCAACCAGGUGUCUUGGAAAGAGCACAGUCAAGUUGGCCCAAACAUUGGCUGGUGCUCAGAACGUGCAAUUAGCCCUUUUUCUAGUUACAUAUGAUGCUGAGCUGCUGAAAGCAAUGGAGUUUGUCUUUGGAACAACACUGGUCUGUAAUAAUAUGGAUAAUGCUAAGAAAGUGACCUUUGACAAAAGGAUAAUGGCAAGAAGUGUUACAGUUGAUGGAGAUGUGUUUGACCCACAGGGCACUCUGUAUGGAGGUGCGAGCUCAAGGGCUGCACCAAUAUUAUCUAAACUUCAAGAAGUAAAAAACGCUGAAUCACAACUCAAGAUGAAGAAAUGUGAACUCAAAAAUGUAGAGGAUGAGCUGGAAAGCUUGAAGGUUGUUGCUGAAAGGUACCGGCAGCUGAAGCAGCAGUGGGAGAUGAAGUCUGAGGAAGCAGAGCUGCUGCAAACAAAGCUUCGUCAAAGUGCUUAUCACAAACAGGAGGAAGAGCUGCUCACCCUGAAGAAAACAAUUGUGGAGUGUGAAGAGGCAUUGAAGAAAAGUGAAGAGAGCCAAAAAAAAGCAGAAGAUAAAUACAAGGUAUUAGAGAGUAAAAUGAAAAAUGCAGCUGCAGAAUCUGAAAAAGAGCUAAAAAAUGCCCAGAAGAAGCUGGAUGAUGCUAAGAAAAAGGCUGAUACUUCAAUCAAAAAAAUGAAAGAAAAGCAGCAGGAAGUUGAAGCUUUACUUCUUGAACUCGAAGAGCUGAAACAAGAACAGGCCUCCUAUAAACAAAAGAUUGCAGCUACAGAUGAAGCCAUCAAGUCCUACCGUAAUCAAGUUAAUGCUUUGGAAGAUGAGGUGUUUAAGACAAAGGAAUCUGUAGAGAAAUCACAGAAGGAGCUGGCCAAGCAAAAGGAAGUAAUUGCAUUACAGGAUAAAGCAAUUAAAGCCAAAUCUGCAGAGGCAGCAAAAUACAAAGAACAGAGUAAUGAAUUGCAGCUUAAGGUUAAAGCAUUAGAACACAAGAUCAGCAGACAUCAACAAGAGGCUGCUGAUGCUGCUGCCAAGGUGAACAAAAUGCUGAAUGAGAAUGCGUGGAUAGCUACAGAGAAGUCUCUGUUUGGUCAGCCAAACUCAGGUUAUGAUUUCAAAACCAACAAUCCUGAAGAAGCAAGUCAGAAGCUGCAGGUAUUGCAGGAGAAAAAAAAGAAGCUGGGAAGGAACGUGAACAUGAGUGCUAUGAAUAUGCUUGCUGAGGCAGAGGAGAAGUACAAUGACUUAAUGAAGAAAAAAAGAAUUGUAGAGAAUGACAAGUCAAAAAUUCUUACAGCUAUUCAAGAGCUUGACCAGAAGAAAACUGAAGCUUUACAUAUUGCUUGGAAAAAGGUGAAUGAAGACUUUUGUUCAAUUUUUUCCACGCUUCUGCCAGGAGCCAAAGCUAUGCUAGUAGCCUCUAAACCCCACAAUAUCUUGGAAGGUCUGGAGUUCAAAGUUGCCUUAGGAAAAACCUGGAAGGAUGACUUAACAGAACUGAGUGGAGGGCAAAGAUCGUUGGUGGCCUUGUCCUUGAUCUUCUCAAUGCUGCUCUUUAAGCCUGCCCCGAUUUACAUCUUAGAUGAAGUGGAUGCAGCCCUUGAUCUGUCUCAUACCCAGAAUAUUGGGCAGAUGCUUAAUGCUCAUUUCAAACACUCCCAGUUUAUUGUGGUGUCCUUGAAGGAUGGAAUGUUUAGCAAUGCAAAUGUCCUCUUCAAGACCAAGUUUGUGGAUGGUGUAUCCACAGUUACACGAUAUGAGCAGGUUCCAAGGAAUGCUGCACUCAUGAAAAAACAUAAUAUUGAGAAGCAAGUAACACAAGGAGAACAGUAAACUUCUCUAUUGGCACUGCACAUGCAGUAUCAGCUUCUGAGUGUUCUUUGUCCCCAGUAUUUCACUAUGCCAGGAAGAAACUCUUAACUUUUCUUGAAACAAAUUUUUAUGUCUUAGUUCUUUUAAGAUUUUCAUUAAGAACCUAAGGUCAUAGGAGCCUUUGUUUGUGC
This is a messenger RNA of Calypte anna (Anna's hummingbird), 3758 nucleotides long. It is a transcript of the gene SMC2, whose product is annotated as structural maintenance of chromosomes 2. Gene Ontology annotation, molecular function: ATP binding; ATP hydrolysis activity; protein binding. Lineage: Eukaryota; Metazoa; Chordata; Aves; Apodiformes; Trochilidae. Gene Ontology annotation, cellular component: chromosome. The record is from RefSeq and is a predicted model, not a curated record. Gene Ontology annotation, biological process: chromosome organization. Bases 1 to 3588 code for a protein of 1195 amino acids. The transcript is spliced from 24 exons.